GGCGGAGGCCCGGACUUCCGCCGCCGGCACCGCCUCCUGCCGCGGUAGUCGGGCGGCCUCGGGAACGCGGUUUCGCUGUCCGUCGGGUCUGGGACGCAGGCUUGGGUUGGUGGGGGACCGUUUUGAUUAACCGUCUGUCCCCUUCCCCUGUUCUCUUUGGGGCUCAGUCGCCGGCGCGGACGUCGAGGCGCAUUUGCGCGCGAGGAGGAGCAAGGGCAUGGUCCGAACCUGAAGGACCUGCGCUCAAACCUAUACGCGGUGGCCCCUGGCUGGGGUGAAGCCCCCCCGGCUCCUGUUUUCGUUCUUGUCCUGCCCGCGGGUGCGGGCUCCUGGCUGCAGGAUGAACUGUCGCUCAGAGGUGCUGGAGGUGUCAGUGGAGGGGCGGCAGGUGGAGGAGGCCAUGCUGGCCGUGCUGCACACGGUGCUCCUGCAUCGAAGCACCGGCAAGUUCCACUACAAGAAGGAGGGCACCUACUCCAUCGGCACCGUGGGCACCCAGGAUGUGGACUGUGACUUCAUCGACUUCACCUACGUUCGGGUCUCCUCAGAGGAGCUGGACCGUGCCCUGCGCAAGGUUGUCGGGGAAUUCAAGGAUGCGCUGCGCAACUCUGGAGGUGAUGGGCUGGGGCAGAUGUCCCUGGAGUUCUACCAGAAGAAGAAGUCACGCUGGCCUUUCUCGGAUGAGUGCAUCCCCUGGGAAGUGUGGACAGUGAAGGUGCAUGUGGUCGCCCUGGCCACAGAGCAGGAGCGGCAGAUCUGCCGGGAGAAGGUGGGCGAGAAGCUCUGUGAGAAGGUCAUCAACAUUGUGGAGGUCAUGAACCGGCACGAGUACCUGCCUAAGAUGCCCACGCAGUCGGAGGUGGACAAUGUGUUCGACACGGGCUUGCGGGAUGUGCAGCCCUACCUAUACAAGAUCUCCUUCCAGAUCACUGAUGCCCUGGGCACCUCGGUCACCACCACCAUGCGCAGGCUCAUCAAAGACACCCUUGCCCUCUAGGCCUUACUGGAGCCACAGGCUCUCCUGGAUGGCUUACAGACCUUGGCUUCCAGGGAUCGUACUGUGGGGCCUUUGGGGCUCUGGAGCCUGCUUAGGCUCCUUGGUGAGACUUGGAAUGGCCACCUCUGGCUUCCUAGUUAUGUGGUUGCCAGUCCUUGGUCAUCCCUUUAACCUUUGCUCAUGGUCAAGUCUGGCCUUCAUUGUCUUUCUGCACCCCUGUGGGGGUCCCCCUUUCUCAAAUGUAUGGAAGAGCCAUCGUUGGGAUGGUGAAUAAAAUUGAGAAUGUGUUUGGGUUGA
Mustela lutreola (European mink) is the source of this 1294-nucleotide messenger RNA. It is a transcript of the gene ATG101, whose product is annotated as autophagy related 101. Gene Ontology annotation, biological process: autophagosome assembly; autophagy. The transcript is spliced from 4 exons. NCBI's taxonomy places the organism in Eukaryota, Metazoa, Chordata, Mammalia, Carnivora, Mustelidae. The record is from RefSeq and is a predicted model, not a curated record. The coding region runs from base 341 to 997 and encodes 218 amino acids. Gene Ontology annotation, cellular component: phagophore assembly site.